This is a messenger RNA of Condylostylus longicornis, 1388 nucleotides long. Its product is annotated as tRNA-uridine aminocarboxypropyltransferase 1. Gene Ontology annotation, cellular component: nucleus. The coding region runs from base 120 to 1136 and encodes 338 amino acids. NCBI's taxonomy places the organism in Eukaryota, Metazoa, Arthropoda, Insecta, Diptera, Dolichopodidae. The record is from RefSeq and is a predicted model, not a curated record. Gene Ontology annotation, molecular function: tRNA-uridine aminocarboxypropyltransferase activity. The transcript has 2 exons. Gene Ontology annotation, biological process: tRNA modification.
UGUGAAUAUAUGUACUAUGUACGUGUGUUAAGUAAAAAUUUGUAAAUCUAAUCCAAAUUUAAAUUACUUUUUAUUAUUAAAACAAACAGACAUUGCUAAAUUGAAAAUAUAUUAAAACAAUGUCAGGUUCAAAUGUUUCUGUAAUUAACGAACUUCUGGAAAAUACACGAUUUAAAGGAUCGAAUUCAGAAACUCGGAAAUACCCCUUUGAAUACAUGGAAAUUGCGGACAAUACUUUUUUAAAUCAACUUAAUGGUAGAAAUCCUUGUAUAAAAUGUGGAAAGUCUAGAAAAUUUUAUUGUUACAGCUGUUAUAUUCCUCUGAAUAAUAUUAGUGAAAAACUACCAAACGUUAAACUUCCAAUUAAAAUUGAUAUAAUUAAGCAUAAACAUGAAAUCGAUGGAAAAAGCACUUCGGCCCAUGCACCAAUUAUUGCCCCUGAAGAUGUGAAAGUUUACACAUAUCCGAAUAUACCGGAUUAUUCAAAAGAGGAUGGUGUUGUGUUAAUCUUUCCUGGCUUGACAAGUUCAACUGUAGCUCAACUUUUUGAUGAAAGUAUUGAAUUAGAAGUAAAAGAAAACUUUGGUAUGCCAAAAGGUUUUAACAUGGGAACUCUAUUAAGAACACGAGUUAAUGAAUUAUCUAAUUAUUCUCAUGAUAAUGUAACAAAAAUACUGAAUAGGAAAAAAUACACAAAGAAUAAUCUACCCAUUAAAAAGGCAGUUUUCAUCGAUAGUACUUGGAAUCAAAGUAGGGGAAUUUUCAAAGAUCCAAAUAUUUCAUCCAUGAAAACAGUUGUUUUACAGAAUCGAAUUUCACAGUUUUGGAGACAUCAGAGAGGUAGCCCACGAUGGUUUUUGUCCACAGUAGAGGCUAUACACCAAUUUCUCUUGGAAGUGCAUUGUAUUGCGUGGGGAUUAAAUAGUCAAUAUAAAGGACUUAAUAAUCUUGAAAUAUGUGAUAAUUUUUUCAAAAAUGUAGAAUUAAUACAAAAUGUUGAAACUGAUGAUAGAAGUGAAUACGCUCCGUACAACGGCCAAUAUGAUAAUUUACUAUUCUUUUUUGCAUACAUGUAUGAUUUGAUUCAUAUUUAUUAUGACCACAACAAAUUGUUAUCGUAUAAACGACCUAUUUGAUGAAAUAUAAAUAAUUACACAUAUAAUUACGAGACUGUUCAAAAAUUUAUUUUAAAUCUAUAUCUCAUUGGAGAGCUUGGCGAAUAACCUACUAGUGAAUGAGAUUAGCAUUCAACCAUUAAUUAUUUUUUAAUAAUGUUCAUCAUUUAAUCGUGUACCAACGCAAUUUUACACAUAAAGAUUUAGAAUGUGCCUGCACUAUGCCAAUUUAUUUGCCAUAGGCGCUAUAUUUCUUUGAAUUUAUAUAAGGGU